Aspergillus sclerotioniger CBS 115572 is the source of this 1992-nucleotide messenger RNA. RefSeq names its product PPN1 endopolyphosphatase family protein. Bases 1 to 1992 code for a protein of 663 amino acids. Lineage: Eukaryota; Fungi; Ascomycota; Eurotiomycetes; Eurotiales; Aspergillaceae. The record is from RefSeq and is a predicted model, not a curated record. The transcript has 3 exons. Gene Ontology annotation, biological process: sphingomyelin catabolic process. Gene Ontology annotation, molecular function: sphingomyelin phosphodiesterase activity.
AUGAAGCCCGCUCUACUACUUUCGGUCCUGGUGAUAGGCAGCUGGGCGACCUGGACCGACUUGGUCUGGGACGACAUUCGGGCUGCGACCAGCUGCGUGGCCUGCGAGUCUCUCCUCCGAUCCCUCCAGAAGAUCGCUCGUCAAGGGCCUUCAACCCUCGAAGCCGUUGUCACCGAAGUAUGCAUUCGAAGCAAGCUUUUCGACGCCGACUUUUGCACCGGUCUAGCGGCCUCGCAAAUCCCCAGCGCACACUAUGUGCUCACUCAAAUGCAGAUCCCAUCAUUCACAGCGCAGACCUUUUGCGCCGGCGUGUUGGAUCUCUGUCCUCCGCCUCCUCCCCGACCAUUCAACCUAACCCUACCUCCUGUUCCUUCUCCCCCUACUACUUCCACCACCACAACCACAACCACCACCAAUACCCUCCGCAUCGCCCACCUCACCGACACCCACGUUGACCUCCUCUACACCCCCGGAUCCAGCACCACCUGCCGCAAACCCAUCUGCUGCCGACCCUACACCCCACACGAUGCCCCCGGCAACACCACCAAGCCCUGCCCAACCUGGGGCCACCCGCGCUGCGACCCUCCGCUCCGACUCCUCGAAAGCAUGCUCUCCGCCGUCCAAGCCCUACAACCCCAAUUCGUGCUGUACACCGGCGACGUCGUCCCCCACGACGUCUGGAGCGAAACCCAACCCUCCGUCCUCCACAGUUUCAACACCACCUACUCAACCCUCCGCACCACCUUCAACUGUCCCAUCUACCCAGCCAUCGGCAACCACGACACCAACCCCGUCAGCAUCUUUCCCGUCACCGAUACCAUCCCCGCCCAUCUCAACCCUCAAUGGGCCUACGACGCUCUAGCAACUCACUGGAGAACUCUCCUCCCUAACACCACCACCACCCAAUUCCAUCACGGCGCAUACGCCACAACCCUCACCCUCCCCACCACCACCACCCCCCUAAAAAUAAUCUCCUACAACAGCAACCUCUACUACCGCUUCAACAUCCUAACCUACACAACACCCAUGUCCCCAGACCCUAUGAACCAAUUUUCUUGGCUCAUUACUGAGCUCACCUCCGCGGAACGUCUCGCUCAAAAGGUAUACCUACUCACGCACAUCCCUUCAACAAGGAAAGAUACUCUCCCCGAGUAUGCAUAUUACCUGGCGAUCAUCUUCCGACGGUUUCAGGAUACUAUUGUGGGGGUGUUUUGCGGACAUGGACAUUUGGAUACGUUUGGGGUGGUUUAUGGGAAUAGAACUGGGACUGGGGGGAUGAAGAAGGAAGUGGGCGAGGUGAUGGAGUUAGAAGCACCCGGGAUUACGCCUAUGACUGGGCCCCCUGCAUUUAGGAUGUUGAUGGUGGAUGGCGAUGAUUGGGGAGUGCUGGAUUUGGAGGUUUGGGUUGCGGAUAUCUCAUCCUCAUCCUCGUCGUAUUCUUCUUCCUUGAUUGAUACCCCCGAGGAAGGUAUAGAUGAAAGUGGUGAAUAUGCUGAACCCAAAUGGAGAAAAUACUACUCCGCUCAAGAAGCCUACGGACGAUAUAUAUCCCAAAGUGCAGAGACAAGGGGUAUAGGAGCUACCUUUUGGGCCAAGUUGACUGAUAUUAUGGAGUGGAAUCGGAUGGUCUUUAUGGAGUAUUGGGCGAGACGGACGCGGGGUUGGUUUGUUACGGUUUGUGUGGGGAGGUGUGCUGAGAGGGAGAUUUGUCGGUUGAGGGGGGGGUGUGGAUCGAAGGUGUUUUCUUUGUCUUUGGAUGGUGGUAGGGAUGAGGAUGAUGAGAAUGAGAAUGUUGGUAAUAAGGGGGGUGAUAAUGGUGAUGGUGGGGAUGAUGAUGUUGGUUAUAAUGGGGGUGAUGAUGGUGAUGGUGAUGGUGGUAGUGAGGGUGAGUAUGAGAAUGAUGGAGACUGGAAUUGGCACGAUGAAGAGGGACUAGGUGCGCUGGGCCAAUGGUUGAGAAAAGUCCAAGCCAAAUACCCGGUCGAUCAGUAG